ACGAGCCCCACUAAACGACAAAAACAAAACUGGUGGCUACGACGCAAGAAGUAUCUUCUUCAACUGUCACCAACAACAUCCCUUAGCUUCCAUUUCCAUGUGUACUCACCACCCAAUGGAACAUUCAUUUGGUUAGUCCCACCAGUCAUGAUCGCUUCCACCUCCAGCAUUGCAACUCACCCUUUCUGCUUUCUCUCAAAACCAGCCACACACACGACAGUAGGGUUUCUGUCUCUCACACUGAACUCUCGAGGUAUUGCUGUUGCACUUUCCUCGUCGUCAGCUAGGACCACCCAGAAGAUCACGUGCAACUUCAACGCCAAAGAUGGAAGCUUUCAGCAGCAAGAGGAAGAGGGUGACCGUGAAGUGCUAUGUGAGGUCCAAGUGGUUUCGUGGAGGGAACGCAGAGUGAAUGCCCAAAUCACAGUCGAUGCUGACACUGAAUCCGUUUGGGAUGCUCUCACUGAUUACGAGCGUCUCGCUGAUUUCAUCCCAAAUCUCGUAUGGAGUGGGAGAAUUCCUUGUCCAUACCCAGGAAGGAUAUGGUUAGAGCAAAGGGGAUUCCAAAGGGCUAUGUAUUGGCAUAUAGAAGCUCGUGUUGUCUUGGAUCUUCGAGAAGUCAUCAAUUCAGAAUGGGAUCGAGAACUGCACUUUUCCAUGGUUGAUGGAGACUUUAAGAAGUUUGAUGGCAAAUGGUCCGUAAAAUCUGGAACAAGGUCAUCAACUGCUAUUUUAUCGUAUGAAGUCAAUGUAAUACCAAGAUUGAAUUUCCCAGCUAUUUUUUUGGAAAGGAUUAUCAGAUCUGAUCUUCCUGUGAAUCUUCGAGCUUUGGCAUACAGAGCUGAAAAGAAUUUUGUGGGAUAUCAGAAACUUUCAGUGUCAGAAAAUCAGUUGCAUAAAACUUAUAUGGCCAUUAACGGGUCAUCUGUUAAAAAGAUAAAUGGUUCUUUGUGUGAAAGUGUUGAAAAUAUAAAUGGCUCUUUGUGUCAAAGUGAUAAGUUGCCUCCUGCAGAGAACAAAAAGGAAAUUGCCUCCUCUGUUUCCAGUUCGAUACUCACAUCUUCGAGUAAGGUGAGAAGCAACUGGGGUGUAUUUGGAAAGUUUUGCAGACUUGACAGGCCUCGGAUGGUAGAUGAAGUUCAUCUCCGCAGAUUUGAUGGCCUUAUGGAAAAUGGAGGUGUUCAUCGCUGUGUUGUUGCAAGCAUAACAGUUAAAGCUCCUGUUCGUGAAGUAUGGAAUAUUCUAACUGCCUAUGAGACUCUUCCUGAGAUAGUUCCAAAUCUAGCAAUCAGUAAGGUUGUAUCACGAGAUAACAAUAAAGUCCGUGUUCUUCAGGAAGGGUGUAAGGGCCUACUUUAUAUGGUGCUUCAUGCUCGUGUUGUGCUGGAGUUGUGUGAAUAUUUAGAACAGGAGAUCAGUUUUGAACAAGUUGAAGGGGACUUUGAUUCUUUCCGGGGAAAAUGGAUUUUUGAGCAACUAGGAAAUCAUCACACCUUGCUAAAGUACUCUGUGGAGUCAAAAAUGCGCAAGGAUACUUUCCUUUCAGAAGCCAUCAUGGAGGAGGUCAUUUAUGAAGAUCUCCCAUCAAACUUGUCUGCAAUAAGAGACUACAUUGAGAACAGGAAUGCAUUAAAAUCUGCAGAAUUUUGUGAGCAGAAUACAAAUUCAGGGCAGCAAAUUGUUUCAUCAAGCUUUCAAAAUGAUGACAGCCCUGGUUCAGCCGAGGAAGUUCCCAAUUGCGAUCAAUGUUCAUCUCAGCAAAGACCUAAAGUGCCAGGCUUACAGAGGAAUAUUGAAGUACUAAAAUCUGAACUCCUGCAAUUCAUUGCAGAACACGGACAGGAAGGAUUCAUGCCAAUGAGGAAGCAACUUCGUUUAAAUGGAAGAGUGGAUAUUGAGAAGGCUAUAACUCGCAUGGGUGGAUUCAGAAAGGUUGCAACCGUAUUGAACCUUUCUUUGGCUUACAAACACCGCAAACCAAAGGGUUACUGGGACAAUCUUGAAAAUUUACAGGAAGAGAUAAGUAGGUUUCAAAGGAGCUGGGGAAUAGACCCUUCAUUUAUGCCCAGUAGAAAGUCAUUUGAACGUGCAGGGCGGUACGAUAUUGCGCGUGCACUGGAAAAGUGGGGUGGACUACACGAGGUUUCUCGGCUUCUGUCGUUGAAGGUAAGACAAAGGAACAGACAUGAGAACCUUGUUAAGGAUACGAAGAGUGAUCAUGCAGAUGGUGAGAUGAAGACACCAUGUAUUUCUCAAGACACACAAAAGUGGCUUACAAAACUAAAACAGUUGGACAUAAAUUGGUUUGAGUAAAAGAGGAAAGCAUUGGUUUAACUGUGUA
This is a messenger RNA of Vigna angularis (adzuki bean), 2341 nucleotides long. RefSeq lists its product as uncharacterized. Bases 148 to 2313 code for a protein of 721 amino acids. The transcript has 10 exons. NCBI's taxonomy places the organism in Eukaryota, Viridiplantae, Streptophyta, Magnoliopsida, Fabales, Fabaceae. The record is from RefSeq and is a predicted model, not a curated record. Gene Ontology annotation, biological process: regulation of photosynthesis, light reaction.